Messenger RNA from Coccinella septempunctata (seven-spotted ladybird), 1793 nucleotides. RefSeq names its product serine/threonine-protein kinase RIO1 (gene RIOK1). Gene Ontology annotation, biological process: maturation of SSU-rRNA. Gene Ontology annotation, cellular component: cytosol; preribosome, small subunit precursor. Gene Ontology annotation, molecular function: ATP binding; protein serine/threonine kinase activity. Lineage: Eukaryota; Metazoa; Arthropoda; Insecta; Coleoptera; Coccinellidae. Bases 208 to 1671 code for a protein of 487 amino acids. The transcript has 2 exons. The record is from RefSeq and is a predicted model, not a curated record.
UUCUCACAUGUAGCUUUUGAAAUUUAUUAUUUAUAUUUUUAGCAGAGAUUGACUUGUCUCUGAGUUUUAGUGUUUAAAUACAAGUAUCACCUCAGUUUGUGCAAUUUAUACUUGGGUAUCCCAACAUAUUGUGUGUGCUUUUGGAAGAAUAUACUUUGGUUAUAUUCUUGUAUUUAUUAAAACAAGACAGUGUAUUAAUAUCUCAAUAUGUCUAACAGAAAUUUACCAUCGGCAAAAAUCUCACCAGAAGAAGACUUUUAUGACGAUGAUAUUGAAGAUUACCGUGAUGUGGGUGAUGACUAUGACGAAGAUGUGACAUCUCAAUCCAACGUAAAAUCAUAUCAACCAAGAGAUAAUAUACUCUCAAAAUAUUCCAAUAAAAUGAAUUUUGAUCUAUUGACCUAUGAUCAACAAGGUGCUUCACGCAAUAUACUGAAAGAACAGGAUAAAAAGGAAAAUGAUGAAAGAUUCAGGUUGAAGGACAAAAAAGACAGAGCUACUAGGGAGCAAGUUUUGGAUUCUAACACAGAUGCUAUUAUUCGUUCACUUUUACGAAAAAAUACCAUAAGUAGUAUUGACGGUUGCAUUUCAACUGGGAAAGAAGCUAAUGUCUACUAUGCUUCUAAAGAUACCAAAGAAUAUGCAGUAAAGAUUUACAAAACAUCCAUUUUAACAUUCAAAGACAGAGACAAGUAUGUUUCUGGUGAAUUCAGAUUCAGAAAUGGAUAUGCUAAAAGUAAUCCAAGAAAAAUGGUUAGACUUUGGGCAGAGAAAGAGAUGAGAAAUUUGAAAAGGCUUUAUGACAAUGGCUUGAAUGCUCCUGAGCCAAUUGAACUCAAGUUACAUGUUCUUGUAAUGGAUUUCAUUGGGGAGCGAGAGAAGCCUGCUCCGAAACUCAAAGAUGUAGAACUCAACCAGUCAAAAGCUAGGCAAUUAUACAGAGAUAUUGUUAUUAUGAUGUGGAAAAUGUACAAUAAGUGUAAAUUGGUUCAUGGAGAUUUGUCAGAGUUUAACAUAUUAUAUUUCAAGGGAGAGGCAUAUAUUAUUGAUGUUUCUCAAAGUGUAGAACAUGAUAAUGGUAUGGCACUUCAAUUCCUAAGGCAGGAUUGUGCAAAUGUUUCAAAAUUUUUCAAGAAAAAUGGUGUAGCCACAAUGAGUUUGAAAGAUAUGUUCAAUUUUAUCACAGAUGCUAAUAUAACUGAAAAAAAUUUAGAAGAAUGUUUGGAUGCACUGUCCGAAAAGGCAGCUAAUACUGAACUUACAGUAGAAGAACAGAUUGAGGAAGAGGCAUUCAAAGAACAGUAUAUUCCAAAACGACUGAACGAAGUUAAAAAUUAUGAGAGGGAUAUCAAUAAUAUUAAAUCUGGAGAAGUCGAUCAAUUGAUAUAUCAACAAAUUGUUGGGCUCAAAUCAGAUCUCAGUGGAGUAGCAUCAAAACCAGAAAUAUUGAAGAAAGAAAUAACAGAUGGUGAAAGUGAUUCAUGUUCUGAUGAAGACGAAGAAUCUGAACAAAAGAAAUCACUUUUUAAAGAUAGUUCAAGACCGAAGGACGAAACGUCAGAAGAAAAGAAAGCAAGGAAAAAAGCAGUCAAGGAAGCACAAGCCGAUAAACGCAAAUCCAAAAUAAAGAAACAUAUUAAGAAGAGACUUGUAAAAGGGAAUAAUAAAUAAUUAUAUUGGCAAUGUGUCAAUUUUUGUAUUUGUAUAUAGAAAAAAUUACAUUUAGAGAAAAUAUAAUUUUAAUUCUUUAUUGAUGAUGAUAUUUUUAUAGGAAAUAUAAAAUCUGAAUUCAA